Messenger RNA from Saccostrea echinata, 687 nucleotides. RefSeq lists its product as uncharacterized. The transcript has a single exon. NCBI's taxonomy places the organism in Eukaryota, Metazoa, Mollusca, Bivalvia, Ostreida, Ostreidae. Bases 1 to 687 code for a protein of 228 amino acids. The record is from RefSeq and is a predicted model, not a curated record.
AUGUUAUGUGAAUUGUGUUACGGGGCAAGGAAAGAUAAAACAAGAAUAGAAUUGUAUGUGGAGGAAACUGUACCCUUCUACAACCUAUAUGAUUUCCGACGCUUCUUUCGGAUUUCUAGAUCAACAUUUGAAUGUUUAUGUAGAAAUAUUGCCCACUUUCAACAGUUACAACCUGGCUGGACUGGAGGAAGAGAAUUUAUUUCAACAGAUAAACACUUGUUAAUUAGCCUUUGGUAUUUGGCAACCCAAGAUAGCAUUCAAAGCAUAUCAGACAGAUUCAAUGUUACAGAGUCCUCUGUUAUUAGAUGCCGCACAAGGAUCACAGACAUUUUUGUUAAUCAUCUUAAACAAGUAUUUAUUGUCCUCCCUUCAGCUAAUGAACGCCUGGAAAUAAUGGACAAAUUUGAGCAAAAACAAAAUUUUCCUAGUGUAUUGGUUGCUAUAGAUGGUACUCAUAUUGCCAUAAAAGCACCUAAAAACCACCAAGAAACUUACGUCAAUCGAAAGGGGUUUUACUCAAUAAUCUUGCAAGGAAUUUGCAGAGAGGACCUUAGAUUCAUUGACUGUGUAGCAGGUUGGCCUGGAAGCUGCCAUGAUGUCCAGGUAUUAAAGAAUACAGAUAUAUGGAAAAUGGUAUCGCAGUUUGUGGCAAUGGACAUUUUCUUGGAGAUGGAGCUUAUCCUUUGA